AUGCCAGGAGCAGACAGGCUAGGAUCAGUGGAGAUGAAAGCGAACAAAGUGACGCCAUCAUCAAACAGAGAAGUUGAUGUCUCAAAGAGAACAGGAGUCGAUGGCACAGGAAGCACAAGAGUGGGGGCGAUGGAUGAGAGUGUUUUGUGGGCCAGCAGCAUGCAGUCAGACAGAGUGCAGGGUGGGGGAGUGCGGGCCAGUGGCAUGUGGGCUGUCAGCAGGGAGGUUGCAGUUGGUGCUGGAACCAGAAAAGGAGCUGAAGUCAGUAUUGAGGGAUCCAGAGGCUUUGGUGUGGGAGGCGCAACGUAUGAAGGCGCCGGAGCAGCAGGUUCUGGAGUAGAUAGCUCCAGAGCGGGUGGUUCUGGAGCCGGUGGCUCUGAAAACGGCGGUACUGGCCCUGGCAAUGCUGGAGCCAGUGUGGCGCGUGGCACAGGAGCCGUGACGCUAGAGUGGAGCAGGAGGAAGUGGCACAGCAUGAGGCGGCAGUACUGCUGUUGA
Messenger RNA from Schistocerca nitens (vagrant locust), 498 nucleotides. RefSeq names its product alanine and glycine-rich protein-like. The record is from RefSeq and is a predicted model, not a curated record. The transcript has a single exon. Lineage: Eukaryota; Metazoa; Arthropoda; Insecta; Orthoptera; Acrididae. The coding region runs from base 1 to 498 and encodes 165 amino acids.